GUGGCCUCAUCGCGUUUUCCAUGGCCGACGCUUACAAUUCCCUGUCUCCAUCGAAAAUCGAGGAGGAAGAAGAAUAAGUCCAUCACCGGACCUAUCAACACUACACACAACUCGUGUCGGCACUACCAAGCGUAGACUCCGGCAAUGGCAACCCAAUCCACUGCUACGACGGCUGGCACGGGUUUCUGACGGGCAUAGUAGGCACCAUGGUCGCCCAAAAAUACUUCAAAGCUCGCCCUACCGACGUACUAGUCGCCACCAUCCCCAAGUCAGCCACCAUAUGGAUCAAAGCCCUCGUCUUCUCCACCAUAAACCGUGGUUCCUGCGUCGACUCCCGACAUGCCUUGGAGUCCUGCAAUCCCCAUGUGUACAACCCCUUCCUUGAACACCAAAUCUACACCAACAACCGAGUACCUGACCUGAGCAAGCUGCCACCGCCGCGACCCUUCGCCACGCACAUCCCUUUCCAGUCCCUACCGGCGUCGGUGACGGAGUCAGGCUGCAGAGUCGUGUACAUCCCCAAGGACAACUUCAUAUCCUUACGGCACUUCAACAACAGAUUCAGGACGGAGGCUAACUUGGAGCCAUGGACACUCGAGAAGGCCUUCGACAACUUCUGCAAGGGCUUCUCCAUCUUCGGGCCGUACUGGGACCAUGUGCUCGAUUACUGGAAGGCGCACUUGGAAAGGCCGAAGAAGAUACUGUUCGUGAAGUACGAUGAGCUGCAGCAGGACACCGUAGCUCAGCUGAAGCGGCUGGCGGAGUUCCUUGGCCGCCCCUUCUCGGAGGAUGAGGAGAAGGAAGGGGUGAUCGAUGGCAUCGUGCGGCUGUGUACCAUGGAGAGCUUAAGCAAUUUGGAGGUGAACAGGAGCGGCACCACGGACUUGGGGGAUUGGACGGUGGACAACAGCUCCUUCUUCAGACGCGGUCUGGUAGGGGAUUGGCUGAAUCAUCUCACGCCCGAGAUGGCUGAUCGAUCGGAUGAGAUGACGACGGAGAAGUUUGCUGGUUCUGGUUUGACUCUCUAA
Musa acuminata subsp. malaccensis (wild Malaysian banana) is the source of this 1028-nucleotide messenger RNA. The record is from RefSeq and is a predicted model, not a curated record. NCBI's taxonomy places the organism in Eukaryota, Viridiplantae, Streptophyta, Magnoliopsida, Zingiberales, Musaceae.